GUUACUCUCUCUAGGGUUCUCUCUCUGCCUUUUAGAACUCAAAAAUCUGAAUCCCCAGCCAUUCUCCAGAGCAGCUCUUUUGUACGCUAGAUAAUUGCAAGUUACGGCCUAAGUUACUACCGUAACUCCAUCUCCUAGCCCGUAACUCCUCCUCAAAAUGUUAUCGUCGUGGUGCUCCGUAAAUCAAGAGUUACGGGUUGAUUGGAGGAGUUACGGUCGCAACCGUAACUUGAGAGGGGAGGCUAUAACUCCAGGAAUGCUCAUGGAACCAGGAGUCGUCACUUCUCUAGAGUUACGGGUGCAAGGGGUGAAUUACGCCCCAGACCGUAACUCUGAAGAAUCAUAUGGAACUUUAGCAUUUCUCCUCAGAGAAGUUACGAGCUCUUGUGACAAGUUACAGUUGCAACCGUAACUCCCAAUGCUGGCCCGUAACUCCUCCCAGCUCUCUGCCUGUUCGCUCCAAAUCAUCCCAAAACUCGCUCUUUCACCCCCGUUCACGUACUAGGACCUGAAACAUCAAAAACCAACACAACCUAGCGUAAAACAGCCACAAUAACGAGAAUACAAGCUCAAACAAUCAAGAAAUGAUGGGAAAAACAUGUUCGAACAUAGUGUUAUCAAUAGACAGGGAGAAGGUUGAAACUAUUAGCCGGUUGCCCCCACCAUCUUCUGUCAAAGGGAUUCAUAUUUUCCUUGGUCGUGCCGGUUUCUAUAGGAGAUUCAUUCAAGAUUUUUCAAGGAUUUUUCUACCCCUUACUAAAUUAUUAGAGUAGGAUACAGUUUUUGAGUUUUCUGCAGAAUGCAAGUAGGCUUUGGAAACAAAAAAGAAGUGGUUAACUACUGGACCUAUUAUGGUCUCACCGGAUUGGACUUUACCCUUCGAAUUGAUGUGCGAUGCGAGUGACUUUUCCGUGGAGCAGUUUUGGGGCAGCGGAGGGAUAAACAUUUCUAACCCAUCUGCUAUGCAAGUAAGACCCUAAAUGAUGAUCAAGAGAAUUAUACAACUACAGAGAAGGAUUUACGAGCGGUGGUUUUUGCGUUUGUCAAAAUUCCGACCUUACUUCGUCCUCUCAAAGGUUACUAUUUAUACCGAUCAUUAUGCUUUUCGUUAUUUGAUGACAAAAAUCAAUGCGAAACCUCGGCUUAUUCAUUGGGUGCUCUUGUUAUAAGAAUUUGACAUAGAAAUUAAAGACAAGAGGGGAGCAGAAAACCUCGCAGCAGAUCAUCUUUCUAGAUUGGAAUCCCGAAGCCAAAGAUGAGUCAAGAAAAGAGAUUAAUGAUUCAUUCCCCAAUCAAAGACUUUACAAUGUUCAAUCACGUGAUGAUCAUUCCUCAUGGUUCGCCAAUGUGGCAAACUAUUUGGCCACACGACGACUUCCAUUGGACAUGACUGGACUUGAGAGGAUCAAAUUCUUUUCGCAUCUCAAGCACUAUUUUUGGGAUGACCAGUACUUAUUCAAGGUAGGAUCGGAUGGGAUGAUUAGGAGAUGUGUGGAUUCAUAGGAAGCAAGAAAAAUCAUUUCGCAUUGCCACAUUGGAGCGGCAAGAGGCCACUACAGUGUGCUCGGACGACAAUAAAGAUAUUAUAGUCCCGGUUUUUCUGGCCAACUCUCUUCAAUGAUGCCACAGAUUUCGCCAAUAGAUGUGACAGAUGCCAGAGAUUGGGGAACAUUUCUUCCCGAGACGAGAUGCCCCAAAACAUUUCCAUUACAUGUGAGGUUUUCGACGUAUGGGGUAUUAACUUUAUGGGGCUUGAUUCGGAUCCAAUUGUACAUGUUUUACACUUCAUUUCUUGAUAGUUUGACUUUUCAUUUCAUUGUCUCUCGACCUAUUUUAUGCUAGGUUGUGCUAUUGUUGAUACAUUUCAAGCCCUAACACGUGUGGAAGGUCGAGGACAAGUUACGAAACGAAAGGAGGCAAGAAUGUCAAGAAAUGAAGUAAACAGAGAGAACAAGACCAUGUUCCCAGACCAUGUUCAACACCUUUAGCCUGGACACGACAGUAUUUCAGGCGCUAGAAGAUUCUCGCCAUUUGACGAACAUGGCCUACACACGACCGUGUUCAUAGGCCAUGUCCGCAGCUGAGUUUCAGAGGCUUUUGCCAUCUCACUGCAUUUAAUAUUACUACGGUCGCGCAGAACGUGAUAGUCAAUGAAGAGGCCGUGAAGUGGGGAAAAAACGGAGCAUUUCGUC
Linum trigynum is the source of this 2192-nucleotide messenger RNA. The record is from the annotation of a GenBank genome assembly. Lineage: Eukaryota; Viridiplantae; Streptophyta; Magnoliopsida; Malpighiales; Linaceae.